CGUAUUUAUACAAAAGGGCGUCCUCCGUGGUAUAACCGAGAUGGCAAAAGAUCGAAAGAGGCAUAUCUUAUUGGUAUUUGCGGAGGGUCUGCUUCUGGAAAAACGACCGUCGCCAGAAGGAUCAUUGAAAUGCUUGAAAUACCGUGGGUUACAGCCCUUUCAAUGGAUUCUUUUUAUAAGGUUCUAACGGAAGAGCAGCAUGUUCUUGCGGGAAAAAAUGAGUACAAUUUUGACCAUCCUCAAGCAUUUGAUUUUGACUUGAUGAUUGAAACUAUUCGUCGCCUUCGUGAGGGAAAAAGCGUUGAGGUUCCUGUUUAUGAUUUUACAACCCAUCGUCGUGAUAAGCAACCGAAAUUAAUGUACGGUGCUGAUGUGAUUAUAUUUGAAGGUAUCCUAGCUUUUUACAACAAAGAACUUUGUGAUUUAAUGGACAUGAAGGUUUUUGUCGAAACAGAUGCGGAUAUAAGAUUAGCUAGAAGGCUGAAGCGUGAUAUUGAGGAAAGAGGUCGAGAUUUGGAGGGUGUUCUCCAACAGUAUCUGACGUCUGUAAAACCAGCGUUUGAUACCUUUAUUGCUGCCGGGAUGAAACUUGCUGAUAUAAUUGUACCCCGUGGAGGAGAAAAUGAAGUAGCAAUUGAUCUCAUUGUUAAACAAGUAAAGAGGCAGCUCGCUGCUAGAGGCUACGACUCAGUUUGUUCUCUAACAAUGAGAGCAGGAAUGGUUCAUAUGGAUUGUCCAUUUCAGCCUCCUCCGUCGCUUAAGAUAAUGGAACAGAAACCACAAGUCCGGGGGUUGCAUACUUUUAUUCGAAACCAAGAUACUCCAAGGAAUGAAUUUAUUUUUUACGCUGAUCGUCUUGCACGGUUGUUAAUUGAGUAUGCAAUGAAUUACAUGCCCUUUGAAGAUGUAGAAAUAACCACUGUGGAUAAUAAAAUAUUCAAUGGGAAGCGUACUACUGCAGAAAUAUGUGGUGUUGCUAUAAUGAGGGCUGGUGAGACCAUGGAGAACUCACUUUUAGCCGUCGUGAAGGAUUGUAAAAUAGGCAAAAUAAUGAUACAAACUAACGAGAAAACGAUGGAGCCUGAACUUUAUUAUUGUCGUUUGCCUCCGAACAUUCAGGAGUUUAAAGUAUUUUUGAUGGAUGCCACUGUAGCAACUGGUGCUGCAGCAAUGAUGGCUAUAAGAGUCCUUCUGGAUCAUGAUGUUUUGGAGGAAAAUAUCUUUCUUUUAUCGUUUUUGAUGGCGGAACCAGGUGUUCAUUCUUUAGGAUAUGCUUUUCCAAAGGUGACUUUGUUGACUACAGCAGUUGAUAAAAGCAUCAGUAAAAGCUUACACAUUAUUCCUGGAAUGGGCAAUUUUGGUGACAGGUACUAUGGUACUGAAAGCAAAGAUGAUGGCUAG
Messenger RNA from Enterobius vermicularis (human pinworm), 1401 nucleotides. The record is from the annotation of a GenBank genome assembly. Lineage: Eukaryota; Metazoa; Nematoda; Chromadorea; Rhabditida; Oxyuridae.